AUGCAUCGACGUAGCCACCAAGCUCGUGGGGAAGAAGCCGCGCGGCACGAGUUCCUCUACGACUCGUCGCUCAUGCACCAUGAUUCGCAGCCGUACUUCACGCCUGCAGACCCGCCGAUCAAGGCGCUAGAUUUUUCCCAGCCGGCGAGUUCGUGGCUGCGGCCGACGCCGGUUGCACGAGGGUAUGCACGCGCUGGUGGAGAUACCGUGUGGCUGUACCUGCCGCAUCUGGCUAUGUGUCGACUGGUAGAGGAGAUGUGGAAGGAUAAGUUUAUGUGGCUGUGGGAUAACAGCAAUAGCGAGGGGAGUGGAUGGGCGGAUUUUGAUUUUAUUUUUCCGAUUCUUAUGCACCCGGAUACCAGUGGCAUGGCGCAUGUUAUUGGGAUGGCGGAGCGGGUUGUGCUGUGGUUAAAGGGGUGGGGUGAGGAUGUGGAGUUCUGUACACAUGAACAGAUCGCGGGGUCUUGGGAGAAGGAGAAGGAUAAGGAUAAUGGGAAGGGUGGGAGAUGA
Messenger RNA from Lachnellula hyalina, 510 nucleotides. RefSeq lists its product as uncharacterized. NCBI's taxonomy places the organism in Eukaryota, Fungi, Ascomycota, Leotiomycetes, Helotiales, Lachnaceae. Bases 1 to 510 code for a protein of 169 amino acids. The transcript has 3 exons. Gene Ontology annotation, biological process: carbohydrate metabolic process. The record is from RefSeq and is a predicted model, not a curated record.